AUGGCCUUGAGGAACCACAGCACCAUCACCGAGUUCAUCCUCCUUGGACUAUCUUCUGACCCCAUGAUCCAGACUCUGCUCUUUGUGCUUUUCCUGGGGAUUUACCUCCUGACUGUGGUGGGAAACCUGAUGAUGAUACUGGUGAUCAGGAUGGAUUCCCACCUCCACACACCCAUGUAUUUCUUCUUAAGUCACCUCUCUUUUGUUGAUCUCUGUUUCUCUUCAGUCACUGUGCCUAAGAUGCUGGAGAACCUCCAAUCUCAGAAAAAAACCAUCUCAGUAAGGGGCUGCCUGGCGCAGAUAUUCUUUACACUUUUCACUGGAGGUACUGAAGUCUGUCUGCUUUCAGUGAUGGCCUAUGAUCGUUAUGCUGCCAUCUGCCACCCUCUGCUCUAUGGCCAAGUGAUGACUAAACAGCAGUGUAUGAAGUUUCUUUGGGGCUCAUGGACUCUUGGUUUUCUGGAUGCAUUUAUCAAUGUCUUUCUAGCAAUGAAAAUAGACUUCUGUGACAUAUAUAUUAUCCCACACUUCAGCUGUGAGUUGCCCUCUGUCUUCCUUUUGUCUUGCUCUGAUGUCACCACCAACUUAAUUGUUAUGUUCUGCUCUCUCAUCCCUCAUGGGCUUGCAACUUCCUUUUCGGUCUUAUUUUCCUAUGUCUUUAUCAUCUUUACCAUCUUUAACAUCACCUCCACCUCUGGCAGAAGCAAGGCUUUCUCCACCUGCUCCUCCCACCUCACUGCUGUGAUCUUUUUCUAUGGGUCGGCCUUUCUCCGCUAUCUCAUGCCAACUACCGGCUCGCCCCUGGAGUUGAUCAUUUCUGUGCAGUAUACUGUGAUCACUCCCAUGCUGAAUCCCCUCAUCUACAGCCUGAAUAACAAGGAGGUAAAGGCAGCUGUGAAAAGAACAGUAGGAAAGUACUUAAGUUUUAAGUGA
Messenger RNA from Elephantulus edwardii (Cape elephant shrew), 933 nucleotides. RefSeq names its product olfactory receptor 8S1-like. The coding region runs from base 1 to 933 and encodes 310 amino acids. The transcript has a single exon. NCBI's taxonomy places the organism in Eukaryota, Metazoa, Chordata, Mammalia, Macroscelidea, Macroscelididae. The record is from RefSeq and is a predicted model, not a curated record. Gene Ontology annotation, biological process: G protein-coupled receptor signaling pathway. Gene Ontology annotation, cellular component: membrane. Gene Ontology annotation, molecular function: G protein-coupled receptor activity; olfactory receptor activity.